AUGGACAAACUAUCCCUCCAUGUUGAUCUUGCUGGAAAGAUUAAUGGUAUUAUCAGGGAGAUGGGGCUUAGAGAAGUGGGGCAAUUAGAGCAAGACCUUGUCUUUGGAGAUGCAGGAACAAAAGAUAUCAUUAAGUUUCUUAAAGAACAAGAUGCAACAGAUGAACAAAAGAUCCGAUUAUUAAUGAUAUAUGUAGCAACUCAUACCGAGAAAUUUGAGACUGAUAAACUUGCAAAGAUAUUGGAGUUAGCAGAUUUGCUUCCUGACGAUAUGAAGGCAAUUUACAAUAUGAGAUUUCUGGAGUCAGCACCAGAUAGUAUGAACAACUCAAACAGUGGCUUCCCACUAAAAUUUGAUAACAAGAAGAGGCAUGGUCUUAGAAAAGAUCGUCCUGGUGAAGAAGCGGCGUGGCAGUUAUCACGCUUUAUCUAUCUAGAAUAA
This is a messenger RNA of Lactuca saligna, 441 nucleotides long. The record is from the annotation of a GenBank genome assembly. Lineage: Eukaryota; Viridiplantae; Streptophyta; Magnoliopsida; Asterales; Asteraceae.